AAAGCAACCGCUCAACGAGAAUCAUUUCAGUCCAUGAGUUGUGUUCGAUGAGGAAAGAAGUGCUUUGCGUGCUCCAAGAAAAAAACGCCAAGUACCGCGUUUAAAUUAGAUUCCUUAGUACACAAAUAUCCUUAAGGACUUGGAAAACCAAGUUAUCCUUCAUCCCCUACGUAUACCGGACAAAGAACAUUCGAAAGUGAAGAAAAAUAUCUAAAGUGUUUUGAUAUAAAAUUUGCAAAUUGGAGCACUCAUUCGCGUGUGAAACAUUGGAUACGGUCGCGGACAGUGUAGAGUGAAGACACGAGAGAAGCAGCCUCGGUGUUUCUUCUCAAAGAAACCCCACCAUUCCCAUUGGAUUAACACUUAUCAAAAUCACCAAAUUGGAUUACAAGAAGGUGCAUUCAGUUAAUAAGUGGUUUAAGGUGUCUCUCGAGUCACCAUUACAGAAAAAAAGAAGAUAUGCUCAAGUGAAUAAUAAAUUUAUAUAAUAUAAAAAAAAGGUUUAAGAAGAAUAAAGAAGGUGAAAGAAUGUCCAGUGUUGUGUUGAUUAAAGUUUAAGAGACACUCUAAAUAUGGGAUCAUCACCGGCCCUUGUAACCAUACUCAUAGGGACGAUCUUUGGUGUUCUCAGUGCCUCAAUGAGCAAAUCAUUGCUCUAUCAGGCUCCGGAUGAGUGUCGUUGGGUCGGUUCGACGGACGAUGAUGUGACCCUUGUGUGCAAAUUGAGGACCAUCAAUAGUGAACUCGAAAAUACAAAUUUCUCCGUGAUACAGCCACAGAAUACGGUUAGGCUGAAACUUGAGUGUAGCGAUGGACUCUUCUUUCAGAGUUCCAUCAAUCCAGGAAGUUUUAGGGCACUAAUUGAAUUAAGGUCAUUGUCUGUUGAAUACUGCAAACUCUCCAAUCUCACUGAUGGAUCAUUCAGGGGUCUGAGUGCACUACGAAAUCUAACGAUCAGGACUCACAAUGCUGACUGGAGUGCCAUGAGUCUGGACGUUGGACGAGGAGUAUUUACUGAAGAACUGGAAUCCCUUGAAGGUUUAGAUCUCAGUGAUAACAACAUGUGGACCAUUCCCGAUGGAAUGAUCUGCCCCCUGAGAUCCCUACAGAGGCUCAAUUUAACACGAAAUAGAAUUAGGGAUCUUGGUCCCUUCCACCUGAGUGCCUCAAUUAGCACAGUGUCUUCGAAAAAAUGUGGCUCAGCACUGAAAAUGCUCGAUCUCUCACACAACAACAUUGAAAACCUACCGGCGGCCAUUUUCUCAGGUCUUGGAAGACUUUCUGAACUGAGACUUGCUGCCAAUGGAAUGAAUUUCAUUGCAGAUCGAGCCCUUGAAGGACUCAUAUCCUUAGCAAUUGUUGAUCUAUCCGAAAAUAGAUUGAAUAAUUUACCACCGGAACUAUUUUCCGAAGCAAGAAACGUUCAAGAAAUCUAUCUGCAGAAUAACAGUUUGAAUGUUCUGGCGCCGGGGAUAUUCAGUGAAUUGACCCAGGUGGUGGUCCUGGAUCUAUCACACAAUGAAUUGACAUCUGAGUGGAUCAAUGGGGCUACAUUCCGUGGCAUGAGGCGUCUCAUUGUACUGGAUGUCUCCAGCAAUCGCAUCUCGCGACUCGAGGUGACGACAUUUCGUGAUCUCACCUCACUACAAAUCUUGAGACUUCAAGAGAAUCAGAUUGAGGUGAUACCCGAUGGGAUAUUUCUGGAUCUGGGAAAUUUGCACACAUUGGUGUUGUCCAACAAUCGCCUAAGUACAGUGGAUGCUACAACAUUUCAGGGGCUAAACACCUUGUCACUUUUGUCACUGGACUACAAUCGCAUUGCACGGAUUGAUCGUGCAGCACUAAAGAAUUGUUCUGGUACUCUCCAAGAUCUCCAUUUGAAUGGGAAUAAAUUGCACAGAGUACCCGAUGUUCUGUACGAUGUACCUCAGUUGAAAACUCUCGAUCUUGGUGAAAACCAAAUUAUCAACAUUGAUGAUGCCAGUUUUAGUGGAAUGGUACAAAUGUUUGGACUGAGAUUGACCGAAAACAGCAUUGAGACCAUCAAGAGGGGUACUUUUGAUCGUAUGGAGGCACUACAGAUUCUCAAUUUAUCUCAUAACAAAAUUAAAAAGAUUGACCAUGAGGCCUUUAACAAAAACACCAAUUUGCAAGCAAUUCGAUUAGAUGGGAAUCAUUUAACAGAUAUCACAGGGUUAUUUACUAAACUUCCCAAUUUAGUAUGGCUCAAUAUCAGUGAUAAUCGACUUGAGGUCUUUGACUAUGCCCUAAUCCCUACUGGACUUCAAUGGUUAGACAUUCAUGCAAAUAGGAUCGCAGAACUCGGGAAUUACUUUGAAAUGGAGAACCAACUGUCACUGAGCACUUUUGAUGCAAGUUCAAAUCGUCUGACUGAGAUUACCGGAAGUGCCAUCCCCAAUAGCAUUGAGGUUCUCCUACUCAGUGACAAUUUAAUAUCCAAAGUCCAAUCCUAUACAUUCUUCAAGAAACCCAAUUUAACUCGAGUUGAUCUAUUUGGAAAUAAAAUCACCACCCUGGACCCAAAUGCUCUGAGAAUCUCAGCUGUUCCUGAUGAUCGGCAGCUGCCUGAAUUCUUCAUUGGGGGUAACCCCUUUGAGUGUGAUUGCAAUCUUGACUGGCUUCAGAAGACAAAUGCAGUGGACUCACGCACUCAGCCCAAACUGAUGGAUGUUGCAAGUAUUUACUGCAAAUUGCUGUACAAUCGGGGUAAAAUGUACAUGCCCCUGGUUGAAGCUGAAGCCAGUCAGUUCCUGUGCAAGUACGAGACUCAUUGCUUUGCCUUGUGUCAUUGCUGUGACUUUAAUGCAUGUGAUUGCAAAAUGGAAUGUCCUGACAAAUGUUCAUGUUUCCAUGAUCAGAGUUGGACGGCAAAUGUGGUGGAUUGCUCAAGGGCUGGGUAUGUAAAGAAACUCCCAGAUCUGAUCCCUAUGGAUGCUACACAAAUCCAUUUGGAUGGGAAUGAUCUGCAAGAAGUGGCUAGUCAUGCAUUUAUCGGGAGGAAAAAAUUGAGAAUCCUCUUUUUGAACAGCAGUAACAUUCAUACCAUCCACAAUAGGACUUUCAAUGGAUUGAGAGACCUUGAAGUCCUACAACUGGAUCACAAUCAUCUGACUGAAUUGAAGGGGUACGAAUUCACUGGACUACAGAACCUAAGAGAGUUAUAUCUUCAGCAUAACUCAAUUUCUUACAUUGACAAUGAGACCUUUACCCAUCUGACAGAAAUUAAGAUUCUAAGGCUCGAUCACAAUCAACUAAUGACUCUGUUCUUCUCAAAUCUCCCGCCAUCUCUCAGUGAAGUGUUCUUGGCCGGGAAUCUGUGGAGUUGUGAGUGUGAAUUUGUGGAAAAGAUCAAAGACUUUAUGCUAAAGAAUGAACUUGUCAAGGACAAACUAAGGGUCAAGUGUUCUCAGCAAUCGGCAGUGAGUGAAAAUGACGUGACCUACCCCACUUCGGUGUCCUCAGCCAAAUUCAGGACACGAAGGGGAACAGUGAUAGACAGAGUGAUAGAUAGUGAGGAUCCAGUGGGAUUCUUUGUGCUUGCCGAAAACAGUUCAAAAAUUUGUACCGGGGUCUAUGACACGGGAAACCACAGCAAUUUGACCUCAACUAAAACCAUCUUGUCUCAACCACCCUUAAAUGACUACAUUCCACUCUUAGUGGCUACUCUGUGCGGAUUUGUGGUGGUAAUUGUGGCAAUUCUUGUGAUUUUUGUGUUUCGGCAAGAGAUGCGAGUGUGGUUUCACUCACGCUUUGGCGUGAGACUAUUCUACCGAGCUAGUGACACGGAUAAGAACGAAAGGGACAAACUGUAUGAUGCCUUUGUAUCCUACAGCUCCAAAGAUGAAGCUUUCGUCGCUGAGGAUCUUGCACCAGUUCUUGAAAAUGGUGAUCCUCAGUAUAAGCUCUGUUUACACUAUCGGGAUUUUCCAGUAGGACCCUACAGUCCGGAUACAAUUGUGCAGGCUGUAGAGUCUUCUCGGCGAACUAUCAUGGUGCUGUCUGAGAAUUUUAUCAAGUCAGAAUGGUGUAGAUUUGAAUUUAAGAGUGCACACCAUCAAGUUCUCAGAGAUCGCCGAAGGAGAUUGAUUGUGAUCUUAUUGGGUGAAGUUCCCCAGAAAGAUCUCGAUCCUGACAUCAGGCUCUACCUGAAAACCAACACAUAUCUCCAAUGGGGAGAUAAAUUAUUUUGGGAAAAACUGCGAUUUGCCCUGCCAGAUGUCCCAAACAACCAGAGACGUCAAAAUUCCCAGAAUCGACACCAAAAUACCCCAAUAGCCAUCCAGACACCAGUCACGCAUUUCCGCAAUCACAACGUCAAUCGACACAACAACAGAAAUACCAAUCAACAAAUAAUGAUGUCCCAACCCCUGCAACCCAUGCUGACACCCUCAGCACCCAUGGAGCAGUCCAACGGACCCCGAACAGUUGCUAUCCACAUUUGACGGUGAUGGCAAGUGCCCCGAGACUGUGAUCACGAGGGAGACAUCCUUCUGGAAUAUGACACUGAUCGUGAACCCCUUCAAGUUACAUCCCUGUGAAAAUCGCAACUUUCUGCGAUCAAGUGACCAAAAGUGAGUGAAAAUUUACUGAAGAUCAGUGCAUAAGUGCCCCUAAAUUAAUCAGUGAGAUAACGAUAGAGAGAGAGAGAGAGACCCGACUUACUUAAUUGCAAUUUGUGAUAUUCGCAUGUAAGGUAGAACGAAGAAAAAGCAAAAGUAAAAAAAAACAGAUAAAAUAUGAAAAUAGCUCUGAAGAUUAUUAAGUAGUUAAUUAAUAUAAUAAAAAUGAUAUUUGAAUUGGACAUAAAGAGUAUGCAAAAGGAAUUGGAAACCAUUGAGUUUUGACAAGAUUAUUAGCAUAUCUCCCCAGUAUCCAAUGGGUGCAUCCCAUUCACAACAACACUUUAUGUAAAUAGUGUGCCAAAAAUUGCCACAAAUGCCGUAUGUAAAUAAAAUGUGUUGUCAUCUGGUCGAUAUCACGACGACGAAGAAAAAAAUAUAUAAUAAUAAACCUGGUCAACAAAAGACUUCAAGAGAUAAUUAAAUGAGAGGCACUUUGUUCAAUAAAUAAAUAUUAAAGAAAAAAAAGAUAAGUUUUUAAAGAGAUUACUCGUCUUUUCACUGUGGCGAUACUUUCAAUACUCAAUCGACACUCCACAAGAACUUGAAGUUGGAAAAAAAAAGAAAGGUUCAACUUUAAAAUCUCUCUACGCUAUGGUUAGUUCUUUGCUGUCGUGGAAUGCCUUACGGACCAUAGAGGUGAAGAAUUGAUCUGAAUAGUGAGUUUUUUGCUGCGCUCCACGUGUCAAUCUAUUGGCUUAUCUUCAUUACUGAUUCAAUUUCUUAUGUUGCAAUAAAAUAACGCUGACAGAGACAUUCUUGGAACACUUAUGAGGAGGUUUGGUAUUAGUACUAAGAGGGGCAUUCAACUUUAGAUAAUGUUUUCAUCUCUUUUUUUUUCUCAAGUUAGCUUCAGUAUUUUCUUAUACAAAAUUUUCCAACUGAUUUUAUUUCCUAUAUUUUAGAUUUCUAGGAUUUUUGGAAAUUUCGCACUAUAUUAUAUUAUUAAAAACAUUUUUUUUCUUUAAUUUUCAAGUUUUUAAAAUAUAUAUACAAGUUUUAAUACGUAAAAUAGUUCGAAAAAUUGUAUUUCAAACGUUUAUUUUUGAAGAUUUUUGAUAGGAGCCUUGUAACUGAACUAGAACAUUUGAUCUUUGUUAGAUCUCCUUAAAAUUUGAAAAGUUAUUGCAUUUUUAAAGGUAAAAUCCGCAAUUAAAAGUCAUAGAUGUAAAAUUCAUGAAAGGAGUCAUAGAAUUAGCCCUUUUGCUAAACUUUACUCAAAUAGCAAAUGCUUCUAACAAACUAAACUCUUAAAAAUUCAAAUACUAUCCAAGAAAUAUUACAUUUUUAAUCAGACAUUAAAAUUUCAAAUAUUGUUUUUAAUUGGGAACGUGUAAUAAUUUUGAAUAAUUAAAUAAAAAAAAAGUAUACACUUAGAAAAUUGUGGCAACAAGAUCAUUACUCGUAUCUGUAUUGCUACAAAACCAUGACUAAUAUCAAAACUUUUAAAGAAAAUUCAACUUUGACCAAAUUAUUGACAAAUAGAUACUCCAGGGAUAGCUUAACUUUGAUCUAAAAAAAAAUCAGUAUAAGAAAUGCUUUCGGUAAUGGUCAUAUAUGAACGAAAUAUUUUCUUAAGUCACUUCCAGAAUAGGAAACACAUUUGAUAAACAAAUCCGAUGACUCAUUUUGUAAAAUAAACAUAAAAAUGUCAAAAAAACGAUUUGAAGUUCAUUUAAUUCAUAUUGACAUAAGGAAAUUUUUAUCUGUUUUAAGUACUCUAAUAUUAUAAGAUAUGAUUUAAAUUUCCGAAUAAAUUCUGAAUAUUUUAUUAUUUUAAUAUUUUUUUUAACUGUUUAAAUGCAUGAAACAUGUAAAAAUUAGUCAAGAGCCUAUACGAAGAAUCUAUCGAGAACCCGAUAGAAGACUUGUCUUAUUUAGAAACGUAUAAAUAAAAAAUGUAAUAUUAUUGAGAUAAAAUAAUUUAGAAACUGUGAGAAGAACUGACUUAACGACAGUUUUUAUAAUAUUGAUUUUCAAAUUCAAAUUAAGAUAAUAAAACUUAACAGUUUUUCAUUGAUGAACUUGAAUAUGUGUUUUCAUUGCUUAGUACCGAAUUUUUCGAAUAAAACAUUAUACAUUUUUAAAAUCUAAUUAUUUUUCAAUGAAUUAUAAAAUCGUGAAAUUCAGACUUUGACAUUUUCAUCUUUGAACAUCGGAAAAACUCAGUAAUUGGAUUGAGAUCUAAAGUUUUUUCUCCAUAAUAAGUAGUUUAUGAUGUGUAAUAAUAAAUUCAGGGUGUUAGACCCUUAUAUUGCAUUCAGCCAAGUGGUAUAGCCCAUUUCUUAAAGGUCUUUUGAUUUAAAAAAAACAUUUAUAUUUUUUUGAAAAAAAAACUGAUCAAUAAAUUUUUCUUAUUAAAAAUUAAAGAACUUACAGUCAUAUAGAUCAAGCUUUCAGAAAGAAAAGAAACCGAUUUUAUGGUUAAAUUGAAAUUCAAAAGAUUGUUGACGAUGGUCUCAAUUUUAAAAUAAAGAUCCAAAUCAAGAAAAUUUCAAGAUUUUAGUUAUUCUGAAUUCCAAUAAAUUGCAAAAAUUUGACAGCUAGAAAUUUUGAUCUUGAUCUUGGUCUCAGAAUUGAGGCCAAUAUUUAUCAAUUUUUAAAAACAUUGCGUUUUAUAUUUUAAAACGUUUUCUAUAUUAUUUUUAAAAAUUUAUUAAAAUAAAACGAAGAAAAUAUGUAUACGAAUAAUAGAUAAUCGAUUUGAUUUUCAACUCAAAGCUCAGGAGCGAGGUGCAUAACGUCUUUGUCCGAAUUUUAACUCUUUAAGGACGAAUGGAACACCGGUGUCCCAAAAACAAAAAAAACAAUAUUGUUUGACUAUAAAAAGUUAUUCUGUCCUCUAAAUAGUCUGAAAAAUCAGUUUUUAGCUUUGAGACACCGGUGACUCAUUCGUCCUUAAAGUGUUAAAUGUAAGGGAGAAGAAAUUAUUCAAAAUGUUAAUGCGUAAACGAAGUUUCCAAAAACAAAAAUAGCAAAGAUAAAAUUUCAAAGUUAAUCCAUCAUUCGACAACAAUUUGACGUAUAUUAGACAUAAUUCUGAAAUUGAAUAGCCCCUUUCUUUCAUAGCUCAAAGAAUUCUCUCAAAGAAUUUGAAAUAUCAGUUAUUUCUCUGGAAUAAAAUAUUUAAUGUAAAUUUAAAUUGCAAUAUUUCAAUUUUUAAUUGCUCACAGACUACUAACUAAUCCACUUAAUGUUUCUCAUCGCAUCAUAAAUCUAGAGUAAAGUUGUUUGUGAAAAGCAUAUAAACGCAUAAGAUGAGAAAAAAAGAAGUUGUCUGUACGGUAUAAUUACGCAAAAAUUGUCUAAGAGAUGGAGCAUAAAAAAUCACAUCAAAUGCAAGAAGUGCAAGAAACGUGCGUUAAUCAAAAACACGAUUGUGAACUACCUAGAGUUUCUCAAUAAACUUCCACUCUUUCCUCCACCCCCCCCCCCUCAACAAAAAUUGAAGAAGGAAUAAAAAGAGUUCCAAGAAUCUCAAAGUUAAAACAUUAAGUACACAAUUGCAUGUUCGCAUAAGACUUUUGAUGAUCAGACCAUCAAUGGUGAGUGCGAGCAAAUAAAAAAAAGAAGAAGGGCAGUUUGAGUGAAAAUACGCGGGAAAACCCACAGAAAACUUCCACAGAAGCACAUGGAGAGACACUGAAGAGGUAUUUCUUCUCAUCAUGGCAAUUAAUGCAGAAGUACCCAAGAUAAGAAAAUUACGCUUCAACACAAGGCAAAAAUUUUCACAAUUAAGAAUUAGCCUCGUAAUUUUAAUGAGGUAUCAUGUGGAAAGAAGAGAUUUCUUUUUAUGACACAUCACCCAUCAAGACACGUUGGGUAUUAUGAGGUGAAAUCGUAAAAAAAAGUGACAUAAAGCUCAUUUUUGAAGACCAAAAGAAUAUAUAUCUCUGUGAGAACCAGAGGAAAACAAAAAAUUUGUUAUAAAUGUAAUUUUACAUCCAUGUUACUGCCCAAAUUACACAUAUCUUCGCAAUAUUUUCAUAUUUUCACAUAUUUCUCGGUAAAUAGAAAUGUUUUAAAGUGAAAUAACUGCAAUAAAAGGUUCCAAUUCCUUUUCAUACGAAAAAAAAAACAAGAACAGAAUGAAAGUCAAGAAAUUAGAAUCAUUGAAGGAGUAGGACUUAGGAUGAGAUUUGAAAAGAAAAGAAAUAAAAUGGGUGUUCAAUGUGACUUUGUGUAAAAGAAUAAUUUGAACAAUUUUGUAAAUAUUUCAAUUGUAAAAUCCUAAUAAAUGCUUUUCAAUUAUAAAGAUUUUGAUGCACAAAUAAUUUUGUUUAGUAAAUGUUUCAUUUUUUCAAUCACCAAGAAUUUUUGAAAUUUAAUUCUAAGAUGUCUCACUAAUUCAAAUAAAAAUUUUCAAAAUUAUAUUAGAAAAGCAAGCAUUAUUGUAAAAUGUUUAUAAUGGCCCACGCACAAUUAUUUUUUGUUUUGUAAACGUUUCGAAUUAUUUUGAGGCAAAUUUUUAAGCUUUAAGUUCUUCAAUCGACCUACAAAAGCUAAUUCGUAUUUCAUCUUCUAGUUUUUUUUUAAUUUAAAAGUUGACCGAUAUAAUAAAUUUACACAAACUGAAUAGGAUAAGAUGGGGUACUUUGAAAUCAUGUGUAAUUCGGAACUUUAAGAUUUCGCAAUAGUUUUUGAUGGCAAAACGAAAAAACAGCGAAGAAGUAUUCUCGAACUUAAAUAUAAAGUCUUGUACUUCUUCGUAGUUUUCCAUUUCUCUUUAACUAUCUGAAACAGUGAGAAAUCUUAAAAUUCCAAUAUACACAUGCUCCAGAAUUACCCUAUCUUACCCUAGUAUUAUCCUGCAACACUGAAAUAUAACAUUCACAAUAUCAACCACAUCAAAUACUCUCUGGUUACACUUUGGAAUUUAGUCUCAGAAUUAAGCACAAAUCUGGAACAUAACAUUCAGAGUUAAUAAAGUUAAAUCUAAGAACUGAUUAUAAAUCAUUCACUUGUCUAAUUAUUUUAUAAUUUUAAUAAUUUGAAAUCUAAAAUUAAUAAGAGCAAUUUUGAAAAUAACUGUCAUAUAUUGGAGCAUCAAACGUCACAGUGAGCACCCAUAUAAAUAAAACUCCAUCCUUCUGUACAAAAAAUUAUUUAUGAAAUACUCUGAUGAGCAAUUAAUUUAUGCAUAAUGAUAGAAUUAAAUUAAAAAUUCAAAUGAAGUCAGUAUCUAUAGCGGAUAGUGAUGUAAUGUAUAGAAAAGAAGUGUCUGAUUAAAAUACUCCAAGAUGAAAAUUUCUGAUAUAAAAAUUCAUAAUAUCAUAUUAACAAUCACAUUAAGUCAAUUCAAAUGAAGCCCCUGUCUUUCAAUUACUGUAAUUAUUUUCUUUCUGUAAAUAUACACCAUUUACUGCAACACCUGUAAAGUUAUACGACUCAGAUUUUCCCCUCCAAAAAAAAAAUUAGAAGAAUAAAUAAAUAAAACAACCAAGUGUAAAUAAAUUAAUGAUUGUAUGUAAUUUAAGAUGGAAGAAGAAUUAGAUGAAGAAAAAAAUAUCAAUGAAUUUAGAAAGAAAUGUUCCAUAAAAUUUAAUGUCCAUGCGAUUGUUAAAUUUCAAUGUGUGAGUCAAUGAUUUAGGAUGAAGAGCAAAAGAGAGAAUAAAUUUGUAAAUUAAUGAAAAAAAAA
Phlebotomus papatasi is the source of this 10278-nucleotide messenger RNA. It is a transcript of the gene Tollo, whose product is annotated as toll-like receptor Tollo. The record is from RefSeq and is a predicted model, not a curated record. Gene Ontology annotation, biological process: signal transduction. The transcript has a single exon. Gene Ontology annotation, molecular function: protein binding. Bases 573 to 4463 code for a protein of 1296 amino acids. NCBI's taxonomy places the organism in Eukaryota, Metazoa, Arthropoda, Insecta, Diptera, Psychodidae.